Fusarium tjaetaba is the source of this 957-nucleotide messenger RNA. RefSeq names its product methylglutaconyl hydratase. The coding region runs from base 1 to 957 and encodes 318 amino acids. Gene Ontology annotation, biological process: fatty acid beta-oxidation. The transcript has 2 exons. NCBI's taxonomy places the organism in Eukaryota, Fungi, Ascomycota, Sordariomycetes, Hypocreales, Nectriaceae. Gene Ontology annotation, molecular function: enoyl-CoA hydratase activity. The record is from RefSeq and is a predicted model, not a curated record. Gene Ontology annotation, cellular component: mitochondrion.
AUGGCACCUCGUCUCUCCCAACCGUUAGUGACCCUUCGUCUUCUCAGACGUUACUACUCCUCUACCACCGAACCUCUUAUCCGCGUAACGAACCUCCCCGCGCCAAACACUGGCCAUAUUCGCAUUCUUGAGCUUAACCGCCCGUCUGCGCGAAAUGCCAUUUCAAGGGCUCUUCUAGCGAAUCUUCGCGCCGAGAUCGAUGCUUUACAUAGUCAAUAUGGGCCCAAUGGCGAAGAACUGCCACUGCAGAAGCGUUUUGGUGGUGCAGCUGGCGCAGAUGAGAAGGGUCCUACGAGAGCUGUUGUGCUGGCUAGUGCUGUUGAUACAUCGUUUUGCGCUGGCGCGGACCUCAAAGAGCGUAAGGGGAUGAGCCAGGGAGAAACUGCUGAAUUUCUCACAAAUCUUCGCAACACCCUCACAUCUCUAUCCAACCUUCCCAUCCCUACCAUAUCGGCCAUCUCCUCAGUCGCACUCGGCGGCGGACUUGAGCUUGCUCUCUCCACACACUUUCGCGUUCUGAGUUCCAAUGCAACGGUCGGUCUUCCUGAGACCCGUCUAGGCAUCAUCCCCGGCGCCGGCGGCACCCACCGUCUUCCCGCUCUCAUCGGCCUCUCCCGCGCCCGCGAUCUGAUCCUGACCGGCCGUCGCGUUGGCGCUCCUGAGGCAUACUUUCUAGGUAUUGCCGACCGGCUUGUUGAGGUCGUACCCGAGGAUGAGCGUGAUGGCUCAGAUGUUCUUGGCGAGGCCAGAAAAGCAGCGUUGAGUGAAGCUGUGAGACUGGCGCAGGAGAUUUGCGAAGGAGGGCCAAUUGGUCUGAGGGCUGCUCUUCAGGCUGUAGCAUGGGCAAGGGAAGAGGUUGAGAACAAGAUGUAUGAGCGAGUCGUCAAUACCGAGGAUAGAAACGAAGCCCUCAAGGCCUUCCAGGAGAAGAGGAAGCCUAUUUUCACUGGCCGAUAA